AGUUUCUUUCUUGUUUUGCUGCAAUGUUGCAUCUCUUACUAGUUUUAGUUUCUUUCAUGCUAGCUGCAUGCCUCUCCUCCUCUUGUGGCCUUGUUAUACAAGGUUUCCUACUAUUCUGUCCACUUCCCAAGUGCAAGAGUUAACCAUAUUCUUAAUAUUUUGUCCCUUUCACUGGUAAACUCUGAACUCUCUGCCUGCUUCCCUGUAUUCCCCUUCCUAUGACUUCAAUUCUUUCAAGAGGGAGGUCUUUUGACACUUCUCCAACAUUUUGGCCCUUUUCUUCUGGAAUUGGUACCUCAGUGUGCCUUUAUUUAAUUUUUUUUCUUGCCUUUGGUUCUUACAUAAAAGAAAAAACAUUUCUAUUUUGGUCUCCUCUUUUCCAUCACACACUUUUUGAUUGCAUGAUAUUAGAAUUACUCAAAAUUCCAGAUGCUGACCUAGACAGAUUUCACUACAUCUGCAAAGGAAGGAGGACCAGUUCAGCUGAAAGAGGUCAUAUUCACCAAGGAGCAGAAAAGGAAAGUAUUUCAGGAUGUUCAUGACUUCAGUAGAGGAGGAGCUCACAUGGGCACCAGUAAGACUAUUGCCAAAAUUACAGAGAUUUUAUUGGAUAGGCAUUAAAAAAGAUGUAGUGAAGUGGAUAGGUGAGCAUGAUUGAUGUCAGAGAUCUGAAAAGAUAAAGACUGUAGCAUCAGUUCUGAAACCUAUUAAGACUGAAGGCCUUUGGCAGAUGGUUGGUGUGGAUUUGAUAGGCUCCCUAAAAAAGAGUCAGUCAAUCAGGCAACAAGUGUAUCCUUAAUUUAACAGACUUAUGGCCCAAAUUUAUAAAGGCAUUUCCAUUGUCUUCAAAAUCUGCUAAUCUGGUAUGUGAUAUAUUGUAGAGUAUUUUCUUCCAUUUUGGUCUCCCAGAGGAAAUCUCAACUGAUCAGGGAAAGGAAUUCUGUAAUACACUGAAUGACAAACUCUUCCAUUUUCCAAGUGAAGCACCAUGUAACACUUGCUUACCAGGCCAAACUAAUGGUCAAGGGGAGAAGACCAACCAGAUGCUGAAGGGCAUUCUAGUUAAAUUAGUAAAUGGGAAUCAGGAUGACUGGGACAGACACUUAGAGGCUGCUUUAUUUGGUAUAAGAACAUCAGUGCAAGCUUCACACAAAGUAUUCUACUUUUUUUUAUGUUUGGUAGACACCCAAGACUAUUUACUGAAUUGCAGCAAAAUGAUCAUGAAAAAGUUGAUAUUUUAGAAUUCCCAAAUUUGAAUCCCUCAGAUGAGUCAGUAGAAUCAAGAAAUUGUCACAUGACACCUGUGAAAGAAAAAGCUGACAAUCAUAUUGCUAAAGUACAAGCAAAGCAAAAGAAAUAUGAAAAGAGAAAAUCUAAAGGAUAUAAGAUCAGAAUGAAAGUUCUUGUAAAGAAUAAUAAAAAGCAAGGAAGGAAAGGUUCCCAGCUUGAGAAGGAUUGGCUUGGACCUUAUGACAUACAUGGCAUCUUAGAUAACUGUGUAAAAGUUAGUAGAAAUAGAAAAGUCCUUGAAAAUAAAAUUGCAUUAAUUCUCAUUAAACCUUAUAAAUCCCCCAGUAUUGCACAUGAGCAUGCAUGACUUUCUGGCCAAAUACUGCUAUCAUCAGCUGCAGGAAAUGCUUCUGCUUUCUAUAUCUUUUCAGAAUCCAUGGCAUCUGGGGAGGAACCUUGAGAGGACACUUCUCCAACUACAGACCAUGCUGGUGUGUAGGCAGCAGCCUGAUAGGGUCCCUUCUGAAGGGUCACAGCAUAUCACUUUCUUGUCUCUCAGCACUGUCAGUAAGGAAUGCAUUUCAGAAUCCAUGGCAUCUGGGGAGGAGCCUCAAGAGGACACUUCCCCAGUUAUGGACCAAGCUGAUGUGAUGCAGCAGCCUGUUAUGCCCCAUUUCAAAGGGUCACAGCAUAUCACUCUCCUUCCUGCCAACACUAAUCCAUGUCAUCUGGGGAGGAGCCUUCAGAGGACACUUCUCUGAUUACAAACAAUGCUGAUGUGAGGCAGCAGCCUGAUAUGCUCCUUUUCAAAGAGUCAGAGCAUAUCACUCCCCUGCCUGUCAUCACUGUUGGCUACCAUGCAAGGAAGAUGACAGCAUAAUUGAAUGUGAUUGCUGCAAGAGUUAGUACCAUUAGGAAUGUGAGAACAUCUCAUCUGUUUGUAGGCAGAAACUGGAGGAAUCCAAUAUAGUCUAUGUUUGGAGCAUGUGUCAACAAUCUUCAAGGUAUGUGAAAAUAGAAUGUCACAACACCAUUACUUGAAGUGUUUACAGUGAAAUGAAGGCAAUAGAUAACUUUGUGUCAGUAUCUUUUAAUUUUUCUUA
This is a messenger RNA of Scylla paramamosain (green mud crab), 2333 nucleotides long. RefSeq lists its product as uncharacterized. The coding region runs from base 1584 to 1991 and encodes 135 amino acids. Lineage: Eukaryota; Metazoa; Arthropoda; Malacostraca; Decapoda; Portunidae. The record is from RefSeq and is a predicted model, not a curated record. The transcript has 4 exons.